Molecule: messenger RNA, 534 nt
Organism: Arachis ipaensis
Lineage: Eukaryota; Viridiplantae; Streptophyta; Magnoliopsida; Fabales; Fabaceae
Source: RefSeq, a predicted model, not a curated record
AUGGGAGGUGCUCUAAUGACCUUGGCUACUUUUCUCAAGCAUGUCCCGAAUAACCAAUAUGUGGAGUUUGCCGCUUAUCAGCUUUCGGGAGAGGCUCAGCAGUGGUGGCAAGAAGAAUGCCGCUUGCUACAACUUCAGAAUGCCGAUAUCCCUUGGGAUGUAUUCCAAAUGGCUUUUUAUAAGAAGUACUUUCCUGAAUCUGCUAGGGAGGCGAAGAAGAUGGAGCUUAUGCAGCUGAAGCAAGGUUCUUUGUCUAUAACGGACUAUACUAGCCGAUUUGAGGAGCUUUGUAGGUUCUCUAGAGUGUGUCAGGGUGCCCCGAAAACCUAUGAAAGUUGGAAGUGUAUUAAGUAUCAAAGGAGCUUGAAGGAUAAUAUUAUGACUGCUGUGGCUACUUUGGAGAUUCGGAUCUUCUCCGAUCUUAUGAAUAAGGCGAGAGUUAUUGAGGAAUAUGUAAAGAUGAUGGCUUCAUCAAGAGAUACUCGUGGGGAGAACAACGAUCGUGGGCGUGAAAAGCAUUUUCAACACCAAUGA